Molecule: messenger RNA, 1393 nt
Organism: Brassica rapa (field mustard)
Lineage: Eukaryota; Viridiplantae; Streptophyta; Magnoliopsida; Brassicales; Brassicaceae
Product: splicing factor 3B subunit 4
Molecular function (GO): metal ion binding
Source: RefSeq, a predicted model, not a curated record
ACUCUAUUAUUGAGUUACUCUAUUUUAUAGUAAAAAAAUAGAGUAAACCAUUGGAGAUGGUCUGAGCUCCCACAAAUACUUCAUAUUAUUUUGUUUUCGAUAAAUUUAUAAUGUGAAUAAUAGGGAUUGAGAGCUGGGCUUAAUACAUUACCUUAUUUGGCUUCCGGUCCUAAAAUAAAAACGCUGUAAUAAAACCAAAACCCUAAAAUUUCUAGCUUUUGUAAUAACGCUGCUCACAUUCAUCCAUCUUCUCCCAACAGACCAAAGAGGGUCUUGUACAUCUACAUCGAUGGACUCAUCUUCUAAUCACAUGGUAAGUCUCUUGAAGAUUGAAUCUCCUACGUCCGGAUGGGUGAAACCCUUGAAAGAUUUGCUCAAAACCAUUGAUGGUGUUGAUUUCAAGAUAGACAAACGAAGUAAAACAGUAUACAUAUAUGGGAAAACCAAUCCAGAAAUAAUACUUGAAAAGAUUGCAAAAGCAGGCCAAAAAGCUGAGAUUAUAUGGAGCAAUCACGAACGCAAGAAACCUCUAGACAAUCAAAGAGGACACCCGAUGCAACAAUGCAACAAUUACCAUCAACAAUAUUACAAUGGUCCUCCUCCUCCCUGGAUGUACCAACAACCUCUACCGUAUCAAAGUUAUGCUCUUCCACCUCCAUAUCCACUUCAACUUAAUCCCCCGCCGCCACUACCAGUACCAAGUGGUUCCCAGCCAAAGGAGCCUGCAGCUAAGAGUUUCCCGCCUACGCCUCCUCCGCCUAAGAACUUUACUAUGGGUGAUUUACAUCCAGGAUGUGGGAUCAUGUGAAGCGUAGUGGCUUUUUUGUUUAUCAUUCAUAAUCUAACUAGUCAAAAGAAUCAUAAUGAGUUUUUUUUUUUAUCAUUCAUGAAUUUUUUGCAUUCUUUUUAAUAUAUACAAAACUUGUGUUUGAUUGCUUGAGUACAUAGCCAGAUAUAAUGGUCAAGUUACUUGGGAUUCCAUUGUGUAACCUGCAACUUCAGUAGAUAAGAUUCCAUUGUUUGGGUGUUAUAAAUAGAAAGCCUUUUUUACAUGAACCGAACAUUUAAGGAGCCCAUGAGGUUGUAGCCUUGUAGGGUUUCCCAGGUCCCAUGUAAUACAACUUUUACACAGGGAAAAGAAAUCAACAUGAGUAUAGGAACAAGCCUAACUCGAUAUUUGACAUGACAAAUAACAAAAAUGACAAAGCGAAAGUGUGAUAUAUAUAAGACAAUAUUGUAGAGAAAUUCUAUUGUAGAUGCAUAUAUUGAAGUAAAAUCACAUGUAUAAUAAGAAUCUCUAUUUUAGAAUAAAUAUAGAAAUCUACAUCGAAGAUGUUCUAACACUCGAUAAACAUAGUCAUUUUUGACGGAAAAAAUAUUCAUCAGAAUUUUC